Varanus komodoensis (Komodo dragon) is the source of this 3472-nucleotide messenger RNA. RefSeq names its product ETS2 repressor factor (gene ERF). The transcript has 5 exons. Gene Ontology annotation, cellular component: nucleus. Gene Ontology annotation, molecular function: DNA-binding transcription factor activity, RNA polymerase II-specific; sequence-specific DNA binding. Bases 343 to 1947 code for a protein of 534 amino acids. Lineage: Eukaryota; Metazoa; Chordata; Lepidosauria; Squamata; Varanidae. Gene Ontology annotation, biological process: cell differentiation; regulation of transcription by RNA polymerase II. The record is from RefSeq and is a predicted model, not a curated record.
GCAGGAACAAACUUUUCCUUUUGCCUGCCGCUGCUAUUUCGGCAAUGGGGCAGUCACAAGGCGCCCGGCCUUCCCUGCUAAGUUUAAUCCUCCUUUACUCCUUCUUUUCCUCCUUCUCUUCUUCCUAAGUCGACCCCGCCCUGAAGCUAAAUAUAUACUCGCUUCUCUCGCUCUCCCAGGCUCCGGACCCUUCCCUUCGGCCGGCUCCCUGAGUUGACUUCUGGAGCUCGCCGAAAGUAGCGGGGACGAGAUUUCCGAUCUAUGGGGUCGCCCUGAAAAAGCGAGCCCUCCUUUGCUCACGACCCCUGUCUCUUUGCUCUGCGUAGCCUCCGCACCUGUGGAAUGUACUGCAGAUUUCGGUCUCCAACCAGCAAACGGGAUGGCGCGGCGGACUGGGGACAAGGCUUCGCCUUCCCAGACUGGGCCUACAAGCCCGAGUCAAGUCCUGGCUCGCGGCAAAUCCAGCUGUGGCAUUUUAUCCUGGAGCUGCUACGGAAAGAGGAAUACCAUGAUGUCAUUGCCUGGCAGGGGGACUACGGGGAGUUUGUCAUCAAGGAUCCAGACGAGGUGGCCCGGCUGUGGGGGGUGCGGAAAUGCAAGCCUCAAAUGAACUAUGACAAGCUGAGCAGGGCCCUGAGGUACUACUACAACAAGCGGAUCCUACACAAGACCAAGGGCAAACGCUUCACCUACAAGUUCAACUUUAACAAGCUGGUCCUGGUCAACUACCCCUUCAUUGACAUGGGUAUGGCAGGUGGGGCAGUGCCCCAGAGCGCCCCGCCGGUGCCCUCCGGGGGCUCCCACUUCCGCUUCCCGCCCUCGACGCCAUCAGACAUCCUGUCGCCGGCCGAGGAGCUGCGUUCGCCCGGCGUCUUCUCGGCCGUGGCCCGCCGCCUGGCCCGCGGCUCGGUCAGCGACUGCAGCGACGGGACCUCGGCCAACUCGGAGGUGGAGGAGUCCUUGGCCGAGGAGCAGCGGCGCGGCGGGGGGGAGGUGGGCGGCUUCCGCGGCCCCCCGGUGCCCAGCCACCCCCGCCUGGCCCACGACAGCCUCUUCAGGGUCUACCCGCGCCCCCGGGUCCCGGAGCCUCUCAGCCCCUUCCCCGUGUCCCCCAUGGCUGGGCCCGCAGCCCUUCUGCCCCCCCAGCUGUCGCCCGCCCUCCCGCUCACCCCCACCCACGUGAACUACACGCCCUCGCCCACCCUCAGCCCCAUGUACCCGGGCGGCUCCCACUUCUCCUUCAACCCCGAGGACAUGAAGCGCUACCUCCAGGCCCACACCCAGAGCGUCUACAACUACCACCUCAGCCCCAGGGCCUUCCUGCACUACCCCAACAUCGUCAUCCCGCAGCCCCAGCGCCUGGAGAAGCCCCCCCCCCCCCCCCCGCCCCCACAGGCCGAGGAGCCCCCCGCCCCAUUCAAGUUCAAGCUGCAGCCCCCGCCCCUGGGGCGUCGCAACCGAGACAAGCAGCAGCCCCCGCCCGUGCCCCCCGGAGAGCCCAGCGGCGGCCUGCCCUCCUCUUCCGCCGCCGCGGCAGCCGCGGAGCCCCCGCUGCCCCAGAUCAAGGUGGAGCCCAUCUCGGAGGGCGAGUCGGAGGAGGACCUCACCGUGGAGGUCACAGACAUCAGCGAGGACGACGAGGAGGUCUUCAAGGCCCCCCCUGUGCCCCUCGGGAAGGCCGAGGAGGAGGAGACGCGGGCCGUGGCGCCCCCCGCGCCGCGGGCUGGGGAGAGCGGCCAGUGCAUCCCGCUCAAGCUGCGGUUCAAACGCCGCUGGAGCGAGGAUCAGCGGCUGGAAGCGGGCCUGGGGGCCGAAGAGACGGACGACAAGAAGGUGAAAGGGGAGGACCCCGCCAGCAGCCCCGCGGAGGGCGUAGGGGGCCGGCGGAUCAGCACUGAGCUCCAGCGGGCCACUGCCGAGCUGACCCUUGAGAACCGGGACUCCUAAAGCUGGGGGGUGCAGCCCCCUCCCUCCCUGGGACGGACGGACGGGAGCAGAGGGGACUGGUUUUACUGCCUUAACUCAGAGUUUAUCUUUGUACCUUUUGUCAGUUUUCCUCCCCUCCUCUUCCCUGUUUCUCCCCAAACUCUGUAAAUUUUAUUAUUAUUUCUUUUCUGGAAGCCAGAAAAAUUUAGGGGUGCGGAAAAUAUUGAACAGUUUUUACUUGUCUAUAUACAUAUAUAAAUAUAAAUAUAUAUAUAAACUCUUUGUGCGGGUGGGGGGAUUUCUAAACAUUGAUAAUGCCACGGCAAUUUGUACUUGUAAGGGUUCUUACCCUGUCCCCCACUAUUUCGGAAUCCUUUAAAGUAUAGAGCCCCAGGGCCUUUUUAAUUAAAAAAGAACAAACCCCACAGAAAUAAGGAGUACUUUUAAAAAUCAGUUCCACUCCUUUUUUUUUUUUUGCCUUUAUGGGGGAUUGUAGAGGUGGUCUCCGCCCGGUUUUGACAAACUUAAGCACAAUAUACUUUUCAGUCCCCCCGUGGAUUGAAAAGAGAAUUAGCCAUAUAUAUUCCCAUCCAUCUCACUUUCCCCUCCGAAUAGCACUAUAAGAAUGUUACGUCUCUGAGUGAGUGUGGAUGUGUGUGUGUGGGGGGACACUUAACACCCCCCUUCUGUUUUAAAGCCCACCCACUCUGUAAGCGGUGUCUUACCGUAUCGCCACCUCGUGUUGCUUCUCCCCCUACGGAUUGUAAGUGGAUGUCUUUGUGGAACCUUUGAUCAAGAGUGUGGCUGGAGAGGGUUUUUUCCUUCCAUCCCCUCCCUCUGCCCUCCAAAGAAGCCCCUUCAUAAUACAUUGCAUUAUGUAACCAAAAAAAGUGGGCCUGUCUGGGGUUGGGGGUCUGAAGGGUCCUAUAAGUGCCUGUUGAAGUACUGUUUCCAAGGGAACACGAGCAGGGAAUGGGCACUCCUUUCUCGCUCGCUCUUCACUACUGUUGUCCCAUGAAACCCAUCCUCUUCCUUGCCCCUCGCCCCCUCCCCAACGAAACAAAGGCACUGCUCCACCACCUCCCUGAAUCACUCCUCUUCGCUACCCAGAAAGGGAGCAUUCGGCGCUCCCCCACCUCCAUCUGAAGAAGGAAGGGGGGGGGGAAUAGCGGGCAAGGUGACGGUGCCUUUGCAAAUCAAAGCAGGAAUCCCUUCGCGACACAUCUGUGUACCUCCCGGUUGUGCCCCAGUUCAGGACAGGCGUAUCUGCCGUUUCAGCUGCUCUCCACUUGCGCAGGAAAUAAAUUUUCCAGUUCCCAGCAGGAGAGAGAGAGAGAGGUGUGUUUUUGUCAAACAAACACAAGCAAACAAGCGAGAUGCUGUUGGCUGGAUCCGAAGCUGCUGUCUGUGGAGUAAACAUGGAGCAGUGACCUGCUUGCGGGGUUUUUUUAUACAGCCUUAUUCAGAUUCUUUGUACAUAUCAAAGAAAUGGGGGUGUCUCAUUUUAAGAAUGUAAAAAAAACCAAUAAAGGGUUUUGAGAUUUCA